Molecule: messenger RNA, 874 nt
Organism: Acanthoscelides obtectus
Lineage: Eukaryota; Metazoa; Arthropoda; Insecta; Coleoptera; Chrysomelidae
Source: the annotation of a GenBank genome assembly
CGAGUAGACUUGACGUGUGUGUGGCGGUGUAACCUGAGCAGGUCUCAGUUUUUAGCAAUUCUUUGAUGUGGACAGGUUAAAUUUUCAAAACAAUCAGUUUUAGGUAGAUACUGAAAAAUGUCGCAACGGAAUAAUGAAGUUCUUGGUGAUUUUAUUGAAAUUUAUAAAAGUGAACCUUGCUUGUGGAAAGUGAAAGAUAAUGACUAUCGCAAUAGAGACCAGAGAGAUGCUGCAUACAGAAAAUUAGUGAACAAAUUGAAGGAAAUAGAGCCUGAUGCAAACGAGACCUUGGUUAAAAAAAAAUCAACAGUUUGAGAUCCAAUGUUCGAAAGGAGCAGAAGAAAAUUGACUCCUCAAUGAAAUCUGGCGCCUCAGCAGAUAAUGUAUACAAACCUUCUCUUUGGUACUUCGAACUUUUUGAUUUCAUAAAGGACCAAGAUAAUCCUAGAUCAUCGGUCUCAAAUUUAUCUCCUGAAAGGGACAAUGAUGAGGUGAACAUUGAUGACCCAUCUCCAGAGGAAAACCAAUUGACACCCACUGUCUCUCAAGAAGAGCGGCGGGAAUCGAAUCAACCUGCGGCGUCGGCUGGGAUUUCACGACCUGGGCCCAGUAUAAAGAGGAAAUCUAAUGAUGAUAUAUCAGCUGAGAUAUUGUCUACUGUUCGCGAUCAUUUCAAACGACCGCAACCACAAAUCGACUGUUGCGAGCUCUUGGGGCGAACAGUAGCUAUAAAAAUGAGGGGCAUAUAAGAUAAACGCCUGCACAUCAUGUUCGAAAAAAAAAUUACACACGAUCUCCCACACCAAGUCCACAAUAUCACGCACCAUUCACACAACAAGAACAAAACCCAACUUCUCACAACAAUACAGAAACA